Molecule: messenger RNA, 1264 nt
Organism: Phaedon cochleariae (mustard beetle)
Lineage: Eukaryota; Metazoa; Arthropoda; Insecta; Coleoptera; Chrysomelidae
Source: the annotation of a GenBank genome assembly
AUUCAGUGAAUCCCCAUUGACCUGGAAAAAAAGGUCAACAUGGGUCUUUAUUCGGUACUAUUCCUCUCCACAUUUCUGGUUAUCGGAGCUUAUGGAGGCUGCACCAGAAACAUCAUCCCAGACCUCAGCUUCAAACUGACAGGUACCGAAUUGGCCUUCCCAUGUGAAAGCACCAAAAACAUCUACAAAACCACCGGCCGUUACGUCGCCAAAAAUGUCAUCGCCACCAGAAUGCAGAUCUACAAAGAUGAGGCUUUCGUAGCCCUCCCAAGAUACAAACACGGUGUGCCAUUCACCCUAGCCAAAUUCUGUCUGAAAACGAGAGGAUGCAAAGCUACCUUGAUCCCAUACCCUUGCUGGCCUCUGCAAGAAGAAGGCAACUGCGAAGCCUUCCAGAACGUCGUCGACUUGGCCAUCGAUCCCAUGGAUCACCUCUGGGUGUUGGACAUCGGUCUGGUCAACACCUUGGAACAGCCAGUGCGCCGUUGUUGCCCCAAAGUAGUAGGAAUCAACCUGAAAACUGGAUUGGUCGUCAAAGUCAUCAACUUGGAGUCCUUCGUCACCCCUGAAAGCCGCCUGCAAUACAUCGUCAUCGACUACUCCAAGGACGGUCGUCCGUUCGCCUACAUUGCUGACGGUGGUUCCGGUGCCAUCAUCGUCCUGGAUCUCCAACUAGGAACCGGCUUCCGCAUUGUUCUCCCAGCAGCAGUCAGCGGAGGUUCCUGUGGAGUGAAAGACGUUCUCUACGUCGCAUUAGCCAGGAAACCCUGCGGUAACGUCCUCUACUUCAGCUACUUGUCCUGCCCAAGGCUGUUCUCCAUCAAGGCCGAGUUCUUGCAGAAGGGCCAAGCCAACGGUGCAGUUAUCGACGUCGGUUGCAAGCCCUGUCACGGUAAAAUCGUACUUCUGGGUACUGACAACGGCGCUGCCCUGUUCUUCAGAUAUAAAGGUGAAUCUGAUAUUUUCAUCUGGAACAGUGAAACUGCCUUCAAGCAAGAGAACUUCCUUCUGGUCCAGAAGGGUGAUGACUGCAGACUUGCCACCCAAGUUGUUGCAGGAUACAAGAAACUUAUGUGGGCUAUUGAGAGCAACUUCCAUGAUUAUGUUUGUAAUACUGAUGGAUGUCUUGGACCUUCCAUGGCUGUUCAUCCUCUUAUCAAGACCUGCGAUUAAGAGUAUUAUUUGCUGAUGGAAUAAUACGAAUUUAUCUGUGAUCCUGUGUAAUAUUUGCACUGUUAUAUUAUAUACAAUAAAUAGUUUUAGU